UUUUCGUAUUUCGCGCUCAAUAAUCCGGCCAGAACGUCCUGGAUGCCCCGACGGAUGACAAAACACAGACUUCAAUGCAGCCACCCACAUUCCGUUGGGGCCGGAGUAAUUUUUCGCUCAUAAAGGGAGACGCCAGGCCGCUCGCAUUGCCAGCUGAGGUCGUCGCCAAAGGGGUCGGCUGCCAGUCCUCUGUGGCAAGAAAGUCCCUAUGCUAUUUCAGAAUAUGGAUCGAUGUUUUGUUCCACGACCACGUCGAGCCGGGGCACAAAGGAAGAAUAACAAGUGCCGCGUCGGGGCCGGACCGCACCGUGAACGAGAUGGGCCCUACGGAGUACAAGACAGGUUUUAGCGAGAGUCCACCAGGGAGAUUUGGCCCGGGCCUAUGACGAAGGGAAGAAGAAAGAGUCCAGACAGCGGGUACAACAUGGAUCCAGGUCAGCAAGUAAUAUAUUGUGCUGGUGGAGCAGGGCAGAGAACGGCAUGAAAUAAGAUGACCAAAUAAUCCAGGCGGUCAGUUCAAGCUGGAGAGGAAAAAUUCGUGCUGCUGAGCUCAACAUGACGUCUGGAUGGAUCCUUCACUGCCUUUGUCACCUAACCGUGUUAGUGCCGGCAGAUCGGCUCCAGCCAGCCAGUGGCCCACGGACGGGUUGUUUUGUUGGUGGCUUCGGAUGAUUUCCAGGGGUUGGCGAAGCUUAACUGGACCUUCGAUGGCAGGUGGGCCCCCGCACCCGCAGGCCGACAGGUACAAGAUCCCUGCCGACAGUGCCGACUGGGCGCUGUUCCUGGGAAUACCACAUCCCAUGUCGUCAUCCCAAUCUCUUUCACCGGCAGAAGCGUGGUAGUUUAGUCUGUGGUAAGCAGACGUUGAGCGGUGGGCCCUCCAAUGGGUCGCCAGAACAGCUCCUUGCUCCUUUGACAUCAGACUGGAUCAGACUGGUACCAAAGGGCUGUGUCUGUGCCUUCUGCAAUGUGCUUUGGCCUUGGUCCUGGUCCUGGGAUCACCUGCCUGGAGAACAAAGCUUGAACCCGCGGCCCUACAAAAUGAUUGUCCUCCGGUCCGUUUCCCAGGAGGAUGCUACUUUUCUCUGGUCAGCUCCAACUCGAUUCGGUUCGGCCCAGCUCAGCACCAGCUCAGCUCAGCCAAGGUCGCCUCGCCUCCCCUCCCCCUCGUAACGCCCAUUCCCGACCUCUGAUCCAGAACUUCCCACGAUGCAUAUGACAUCCAACCUCCUGGGCGGGGCAGCCCUGGCGCUGCCGCUCGCCCAGGCAGCCGUGCCGCUGUUCAGCGACUACCACUUCAACCCCCUCGAGCACCUGGGCGGCGUGGCCCCCUACUUCGAGCCCCUGGACCCGGCGAUCGACCCCUCGGCGCCCCAGGGCUGCACCCCAGUCCGCGCGGCCUACCUCGUGCGCCACGCUGCCAUCUACGCCAACGACUUUGACUACGAGGAGUUCAUGGAGCCCUUCAUCUCCAAGUUCCAGAACAUGACCUCGAUCGACUGGUCCAAGAUCCCCGACCUCAGCUUCCUGAGCAGGUGGGUCCCGCCCAUCAGCGAGGCCGAGAGCGAGAUGCUCACCCGCGUCGGCAAGCUCGAGGCCACCGAGCUGGGGGCCAGCAUGAGCUUCCGCUACCCGGGCCUCAAGCUGCCCAAGAAGAUCUGGGCCAGCUCGGCCGAGCGGACCUACGAGUCCGCCAAGGCGCUGAUCCGCGGCUUCGAGCCCGCCGGCCAGGACGAUACCAUUAGCCUUGUCUCCGUGUACGAGAGCAAGGAGGGCGGCGCCGACAACCUCACCCCGUACAAGGCCUGCCCCAAGUACAGCUCCAGCGCCGGCAGCGAGCAGCAGAGCGUGUACCUGAAGAAGUUCACCAAGCCCAUCAUGGCACGGCUCAACGCCGCCGCCCCCGAGUUCAACUUCACCUCCGAAGACGUGUACGGGAUGAUGCAGCUGUGUGGGUACGAAUCUGUCAUCCGCGGCAGCUCGCCCUUCUGCGACCUCGACCUCUUCAGCCCAGACGACUGGCUGGGAUGGGAGUACACCGCAGACGUGCAGUACCACUACAACACUGGAUACGGCAGUGAGGUGAGCGGUGCCAUCGGCCUCCCCUGGGUCAACGCCACGGCCGGCCUGCUCAUGGCCGAGCUGGGCAGCGAGGACGUCCAGGACCUGUACGUAAGCUUCACCCACCGUGAGCUGCCGCCGACCGUGCUGGUAGCCAUGGGCCUGUUCAACAACUCGGUGUUUGGCGGCUCCGAGGCCACCAUCAAUGACACCAUGCCCUCGGACAGGAUCAACCACCGCCGCGCCUGGAAAAGCAGCCACGUCAUCCCCUUCAUGACCAACGUCGCCAUGGAAAGGCUCAACUGCACCGGUAGCUAUGGCUACGACGACGGCGACUACUACCGCGUGCUGGUCAACAACGCACCUCAGCCGCUGCCCGACUGUGGUGACGGGCCUGGUACCACCUGCUCCGGGUCGACCUUCGAGACGUGGCUGCAGGACCGGGCUGACAUGUUCAGCGGGUUCUCCGAGAAGUGCGAUACCGCGUCCGACUAUGACAACUCGACAGACUCUGUAACCUUUUAUUCGGACAAGUCCGAGAACGGAACAUUCGUGGGAAAGAGGAAUCUGUAUGACCGGGAGUAAAUGUUAUACCCACAGAGGUCACCAAUGUACAUAUUUUUACUCCAAUAAUAAUGAUAAAGCUUAAUGAGAUAUCGUGUACGUCACACACGCCCUGUAAUUUGAGUGCAUAAACGUCGAAUACACCACGUCUCUAAUGUCUGUUGAGUGUAAGGCCUUACUCGCAGUGGCGAGCGAACCCUUAGGCGCGGAAAGCCAGCUUGUAUGAGGAGGCAAAAAGAACCCGUGGUGGCGCAACUCCCACCACCUCGGAUGGUGAUGGCAAUGUAUUGAAAGAGGGGACUUCCUGCUUUAUUGGGGGCAAUGUCGUGCUUGCUCAGUGGGAACGUCCUGGGCACAUGCCAUGCCCGGCUUCGGGUUAAAUGGGAGACCCUCUUACCCGAGACUCCAGGAUGCUUCGAGUCGAUCAUCGAGCUGUUCGAAGUCAAAGGGAGAGGCGCUCCGGUUGGCACAGGAUAUGAAGCAGCGCUCUUUGAUGCCGUUUUGGUUGGGCGGAGCGCGUGCAGUGAAUGGAGAGACCAGCUGAUAGCUGUUACUGGGAAUCGUCAGACUGGUCCAAAUAUCCCAAUGAUAUGCACGUCGCAAGCAUUUCAACGCAGUGCGAGUAGCCUCCUUUGUGGACGAGUUCAGUUGUCCCAAGCGCAAACGAUGACAUAUCAGAACAAGCAUCAAUGAUACUGACCCAAGCCGUGCAGCUACGCCAGAGCACCGCCACUCGAGGAGAACUUGCCCUGUCACCUAGGAGGUAUGGCAUCCGACUGAAGAGCCCACGAUUAUCACCGAUACAGCUGCAGUAGUGGCGGUGCCAUGCUCCAUAGAGGACUGGUCGCUCGAGAGAGAGAGUCAAAGAUGCACAUAAUUUUCGGGGAGCCGUGGUGCACACACGCUGAGAAAGGGCAAGUGCUUUGUCGGCCUGUGCUGAUCAAGCACGAGCAUACACAAAUAUAUCGCCAGAGCCCAC
Messenger RNA from Diaporthe batatas, 3604 nucleotides. RefSeq lists its product as uncharacterized. The coding region runs from base 1210 to 2646 and encodes 478 amino acids. NCBI's taxonomy places the organism in Eukaryota, Fungi, Ascomycota, Sordariomycetes, Diaporthales, Diaporthaceae. Gene Ontology annotation, molecular function: acid phosphatase activity. The transcript has a single exon. The record is from RefSeq and is a predicted model, not a curated record. Gene Ontology annotation, cellular component: fungal-type cell wall.